AUCAAAUCUUUUCGAAACAGAGAAUCACAAUUGUACAGCCAAUCUGUCACCGCCGGCGGCUUGCCCGCUGCUGUGUCUGCUACCUUAUUUCAUGUAUAGUCUUUUCGCUUUUCCAUUUUUAGUUCUUUCUCACCUGCCAUUUUCGUGAAAUCAUCUGCUCACGCCAUAAAAAUGACAAAGGAGAGAGGGAAAAUCGAGUCGACACAUCUCCCCUCUAAAAACCCCAGCCAGAGGGUAGCGUUUCUUUCUGAAUUCUGUGUGUGCGCCUAUCGUCUUAAAAGUCUAAAGCCAUUGGAAGAUAUUGAAAAAUAAAAUGGAGAGAAAUUAUGUUGGUAAUGGUUUUCCUGCCUUCAUUAAGGUUUACAGCCCUGAAACAUGCUAUCUCAAGCUGAAAAUUCCGUCGCGCUUUCUUAAAAAUUUGAACGGGGACAUUCCAGUGAUCUCUCUCCUUGAAGUUGAAGGUUCAGCGAGGAGAUCUUGGAGGGUUGUUAUUGAAAAGAUUGAAGAGGACUUCUAUUUCAAGGGUGGUUGGACAAAAUUUGUGCAGGAUAAUAACUUGGAGAAUGAAGAUUAUCUUAAUUUUCUUUAUGCUGGAAAUUCUACUUUUUCUGUAAAAAUAUAUGGAAAGAAUGGCUACUUAAAGCAGGAAUUAAAUGCUAUUGCGGAGCUUGAAUUGCAUCCAUUGGAUGAAGAGAACCCUAAUGAAACCUGUGCAGAGAUACAAGUGGUAUCUCCCUUAGCUGAUGAAGAACUUGAUGGAUCAGAAAAUUCUCUAGUCUCAGUCACUCUUUUUGAAAUUGUCAUGAAGAGAUCCAAUUUUUCAAAGAUGUUGCUGAAUUUACCCUCUACGUUUGGCAAAAAGUAUAUGAAGAGGGGGCACGUGUUUGAGAAAAUGGCUACUCUUCAGACCGAUGGUAAAAGUUGGCCAGUUGUUGUUCGUAGUUCCGAUAGACUCAAAUUGCGAAAAGGGUGGCGCCAGUAUCUACAGGACAAUGAUUUGCAUGUAGGAGAUGUUUUGCGUUUUAAGCUGAUUGAUGAGGAGAAUUUUAUACUCAAAGUUCUCAUCAGGCGCAACCCAAGUCACGUUGAAGUAUUAUCUUAGAAAUUGAGGCCAUUACCUUCGAUUGUUAAGCUUACUAUUGGAAUUUUGUAUCAAGAAGUUUAAAUCAAUGGAUUUUACAUCAUUUUGUCAUA
Solanum pennellii is the source of this 1194-nucleotide messenger RNA. Its product is annotated as B3 domain-containing transcription factor VRN1-like. Lineage: Eukaryota; Viridiplantae; Streptophyta; Magnoliopsida; Solanales; Solanaceae. The record is from RefSeq and is a predicted model, not a curated record. The transcript is spliced from 4 exons. Gene Ontology annotation, molecular function: DNA binding. Bases 314 to 1102 code for a protein of 262 amino acids.